AUGGAGUAGUUAAUGUUAAAGCAAAAGCACGGGAAGUCUUCAAUAGACGUAAAGAGAGGAGGUUAGAAGUGUUGAAGGGGGAACGAGAACACAUAGAAAGAGGACAACAAAUCAGGAGGGAGAAGGAGGAAAGACGGCUGGAGAUGGAAAGAAAACAGGAGAGGGCAAGACAACAAGAGGAGCAGGAUAAACAACAAGAGAUUGAAAUUGCUAGACAGAAAGAAAUGUUCAGACUAAGAGAGGAGGAGAGGCAGAGAGAGGAAGAGAGAGAGGAGGAGAGAAAGAGAGCCGUUAAAGGCCAUUUAGCUUUAAUCAGAGAGAGAGAGAUAAUAGAGGCAAACAGAAGAGAGGAGAUGGUGGAAGAGGAAAGAAGGGAAUUCCUUGAAAAUUACAAGAGGGGUGACUUAGAGGAGGAGGAGGAAAAGGAAGAAGACAAGGAGGACAUUCUCCCACCUGAUAAAAGUAUCCGAAGGAGAGCUGUGGGCUGGAUAAAUAAGAAGUGGGAGAAGAGGAACCUCAAGAAGAUCGAGAGAACCUAUCAGAGAGAAGCUGAGGAGGGCUAUAAGAUCGUCCACAUAGCCAUCCCUGGACACACAAGGCUAACAGCCACCAUGACACGGGCAGAGAGAGAGAGGGAGAAGAGGAAGGAGCUGCUGAAGGCUGAGAAGAGAAGGAAGAAGAUGGAGGAUUUUAAUAAGCAGUGGAGAGAGCAGUCCCUGCUUAAAAAACAAGCUCAUCAGAAACUGAAGGAGGAGAGGGGGAAGAUGAAGGGACAUUACCUGGAGCAGAUGAAUCUGGAGGCUGAUGCUCAAAUCAACACCCGGUGUCUAACCACCCAACACAGCCACGAUUAUCUGGAGACAACACAGCCCACUGGAUCUGGAGAUGGCCACCAGGAAAGGCCAAGGAGGCAACAGGCAUGGGCAGAGAUCCAGGAGGGGAGUUCAGAGAACCAGCAGGAGUGGCCAGAGAACCAACAGGGGGUGCCAGACAGCCAGCAGCUAGAAGCUCCAGAAGAGGCUGAAACAUCAGAGCUAACCUCCAAGAACAAGAAAAGGCCAGGCAUCUGGAAGAGAAUUAAGAUGGGCAUUCCUGACCUGCUGUCUGCCUAGAGCUGGAACUCGAAGAAGCCACAGUUCCACUGAGGUUACAUUGGUCAUUAAAAGUG
Molecule: messenger RNA, 1168 nt
Organism: Salvelinus namaycush (lake trout)
Lineage: Eukaryota; Metazoa; Chordata; Actinopteri; Salmoniformes; Salmonidae
Product: trichohyalin-like
Exons: 3
Coding region: 144-1112 (322 amino acids)
Source: RefSeq, a predicted model, not a curated record